Salvelinus fontinalis (brook trout) is the source of this 2891-nucleotide messenger RNA. RefSeq names its product MAGUK p55 subfamily member 4-like. The transcript is spliced from 16 exons. Gene Ontology annotation, cellular component: plasma membrane; adherens junction. Gene Ontology annotation, molecular function: protein binding. The coding region runs from base 136 to 1920 and encodes 594 amino acids. The record is from RefSeq and is a predicted model, not a curated record. Lineage: Eukaryota; Metazoa; Chordata; Actinopteri; Salmoniformes; Salmonidae.
AUUAUACAGAUGACAAAUCCUCCUCUGGAGCUAAAUAUUCAGGGUUGAGGAAGCGGGUCAAAGGGACUGGAAGAAAAGAGUCCACAGAGGUCUGGGUUGGGGUGAAUUUCCAGCAGUCAGUGCUGGGUGAUCACCAUGAGGCAGGCUGUGGAAGCCGAGAGGGUGACGUCGUCCCCUAGACCGAGUGACCAUGGCCUAAGGCAGAUCCUGUCUGACGUGGUAGAGGAGGUGAAACAUUCCAUCAGGAAGGAAAUCAACGGGGCAGAGCUCCUAAACAGCCUCCUCAACGCCCCAUGGCUUAAAUCUCUGCUCCAAGUGUAUGAAUGUCUGCGGCAGCACCAGAGAGAGCCUCCUGCUCCCUUCCUAACGUACACAACACAGCUAAUCCGACAGAUUCUGGCUGACCUGAGAACAGUUCGGAACACUUCUGCUGAGGCCAGGGAGCUUUACAGUCUCCUCAGGGGACCACACUUCCAGGCUCUGACAUCAGCCCAUGAUACGGUGGCCCAGAAGGACUAUGACCCUGUGCUGCCUCCUAUCCCUGACAACCUCGCUGACGAUGAGGAGGCCAUGAGGAUAGUCUGCCUGGCGAAGAACAAGCAGCAGCUGGGAGCCACGAUAAAGCGAAAUGAGAUAACAGGGGAGAUCUUUGUGGCACGAGUGAUCCAUGGAGGACUGGCGGACCGCAACGGGGACAGGAUCACAGAGGUGAAUGGCUACUCUCUAGAUGGCCUGGAGCCUGAGCAGGUCAUUGAGAUACUGGCCCGGUCUCAAGGCACUCUCAUGUUCAAAGUGGUUUCCAUCACAGAUAGACCAGUCAACAACCAGAUGAUACUGUAUGUGCGUGUCAUGGCAGACUACAGUCCCCAGCAGGACCCGGCCAUCCCCUGCGCCGAGGCAGGUUUGGACUUCAGGAAGGGAGACCUGCUGGAGAUCGUGGACCAGUCAGACACCCUCUGGUGGCAGGCCAAGAAACUACCCAGCACCUCGGCACCCUGUGCUGGGCUUAUCCCCUCCACCAACCUGCUCAGGAGGAAACAGAAAGAGUUCUGGUGGUCUCAGCCCUACCAGCCGCACACCUGCAUCACACCCUGUGAGAGGGUGAGUUCAGCACUAACAUCGAGGGGAUCUGACUGGGUUCAGACGUACCCUGCGUCUGUGUCGGCGGCAGUCCCUAAGCACAGGCUCCAGUCAGCAGUCCUGCUACACCCGCUACUCCGGCAGCUGCUACAGUGCCCUCAACAACCCAUACGAAGAGGUGGUACGAUACCAGUGCAACCCGCAGGACAAGCACCGCCUGGUCGCCCUGGUCCCUCUGGCGUUAGGGUGAACGAACUUCGCAGACGGUUAAUCGAAAUCAACCCAGUGACCUUUCAAGGGGCAGUGCCUCACACGACACGAGCCGCUAAGAGCCAUGAGGAGUCUGGUAAAGAGUAUCACUUCAUCAACAGAGAACUGUUUGAGAACAUAGUUCACAACAACAAGUUUCUGGAAAACGGGGAGUACAAAGGUCAUUUCUACAGCACUAGUCUUGAUGCCGUGAAGGAUGUUUUGAACAGUGGAAGGAUCUGUGUCAUCGAAAUCGAGCCUCACGCCAUCCAGUCAGCGAGGACACAUGAGCUCAAGGCCUACAUCAUCUAUGUGAAGCCGCCCACCGCCGAACGCAUGAAGGAGACCAGAAAGGAAGCUCAGAUCACCACAAACUACUACGUCAACAUCCCUUUCAAAGAGGAAGACUUCCAGGAGAUUGAGGAGGCAGCCAGAAAGAUGGAGUCUCACUACUGCCAGUUCUUUGACUGUGAGGAGGGCUCAGGACGAGCCACAGUGGGUUCCUGCCAACUGGAUAUGACGCACAGAGGAGUUUUGAUGAGAAAUGAGGAGAGGAGAGGACAUAAAAGGAUAACAAACAGGGCAUCGUAAAAGAGGGAAUGGAGAACAACAUGGAUGAGGAGUGGCUGUCACCUUUGGCUGCUACUUUUGAAGAUACCCCUCUGCUCUCCAGUGGAAUUUGUUUUGGAUUGGAUUUAUUGUUUUGUUUUGUUUAGUGUGAGUUUGAGAGACUCAUACAGAUACUGUCCUUGUGUCUGCUUGAAUCUGUUGUUGACUAUUUUGCCUAUUCAAGGCUAUGAUGGCGCUGGAUUAAACCAAAAAUCAUGUGUCUGUUUUUCUCUGAAAUUGUGUGCAUAGUUGGGAGAUAAUGUAUUGAUGUGCUACAUAGGCAUGCUAUGAGAGGUUGUAGGUUAACCUUUCAUCUUUCGUUUACAAUUAAAGCAAAUAAUUGUCCAUGCUGAAUUUCUGUAUUUUGUUAGCUAUAAUAUUGUUAUAAUGCCUUCAUUAUUAAAGCAGACGUGGUUGUAACACUUUGCUGCACCCCACAGAUGAACCAGUUCUGCCUGUGCCAGAUACUAACCUUACUCCCACACACACACAGAGAGAGAUGGCUGACACAAACCAUUUAUGAGCUCUGACCUCAGGGGGGCGCUCUGACCUCAGGCGCCAGUUGCUGGUGUCUGCUUCAACAUCUUGUCAAUACAAGAGACAACCCAGACCGGCAUGGCACUCAACGAGCAUGCGCAUGCAUACACACACACACACACACACACACACACACAAACCCCUGUUUCAGGCGGGAGUUCCAAGGACAAAGAACACUACUGAGAACCAAUGGAACAUUGAUAUUAGCCUGAAGGGGACCGCCCUCCACUCACAGCGACCAGUCAGGAGAGCAGAACUACUAGAAUCUACCCACGUCAUUUCACUGUAUAAAAUGUAUUGCACAAUAUGAGUCGGGGCUCCUCCUGCUAGCUCCCUCUGAGCUAAAUGGACGAGCCCGUGCACGUGUUGUCAGAUAUCUUUGCAACUUAUUAAACUGCCUUAAAUAUCAUACCUUA